Messenger RNA from Entrophospora candida, 744 nucleotides. The record is from the annotation of a GenBank genome assembly. NCBI's taxonomy places the organism in Eukaryota, Fungi, Glomeromycota, Glomeromycetes, Entrophosporales, Entrophosporaceae.
AUGAAUAUAAAUCAAAGAUCUAACUCACAAGAAUCACUCCCUGACCCUUAUUUUAAUUCAUCACUUGUCACAAAACCCCGUGCAAUGGAUCCAUCUCAACCAAUAUCUGUUCGAUUACAAGCACAACCUCCUCUAAAUCAUAAAAAAUCAUCCCCGAUUAUGAGAAAAGAUAAUCCAUUCAAAGACACUCCAGAACCGCUCACUGUUUCAAAUUCAUUGUUAACAGCUGAUGAUUAUGUGGUCCAAGCAAUCAAAUUUCAUGAAGAAGAUCGACUUGAAAAGUCUACUGAAUAUUUUCGUAUUGCUGCUGAUAAAGGUUCACCUGUUGGAAUGGUUCUUUAUGGUUUAGCUUUGAGACAUGGCUGGGGUUGUAAAAAAAAUACACAACUAGCCAUUGAAUAUCUUUCAAAAGUAGCCAAAGUAGCCGAAGUAGCCGAGAAUGAUAUUGAAACAAUAUCUAAAUCCUCUCAUAAAGGUGAAUUGGUUUUAGCCAUUUAUGAAUUAGGCAAUUGUUUCCAACAUGGUUGGGGUGUUCAAAAAAGCAAGUCUACAGCAGCUCGUUAUUUUCAGAUUGCAGCUGAUUUGGGAGAUCCUGAUGCACAAAACGAAAUAGGACAUUGUUAUUAUAAUGGCGAGGGAGUAAAGAAGGAUAUGAAAACUGCUGCUAAAUAUUACAGGUUGGCACAUGAACAAGGUCAUGGUACUAUGGGAAAUUCAUGGAUUUUUAAAGAAAAAUACAAUUAA